This is a messenger RNA of Rangifer tarandus platyrhynchus (Svalbard reindeer), 555 nucleotides long. The record is from the annotation of a GenBank genome assembly. NCBI's taxonomy places the organism in Eukaryota, Metazoa, Chordata, Mammalia, Artiodactyla, Cervidae.
AUGGGCACUUCCCUGUGUGGCCUUUCACCUGCAGUUAGUCCCAGGUUAUCCGGUCGGGCGCCUUACCAAGGUGACUGUUCAGUUUUUUACCCCAGGCAAGUAUUUCAGUUUUUUAAUUUAUCUGUUUAUUUAUCUAUCUGUCUAUCUGUCUUUUAUUUAUAUAUCUGUAGCUCAGAUGGUAAAGAAUCUGCCUGCAAUGCAGGAGACCUGGGUUCGAUCCCUGGGUCAGGAAGAUCCUCUGGAGAAGGGAAUGGCAACCCGCUCCAGUGUUCUUCCCUGGAGAAUUCCACGGACAGAGGAGCCUGGCGGGCUACAGUCUGUGGGGUCACAAAGAGUCGGACACGAUUGAGUGACUCACACUACUAUUUAUAUAUCUAUUUAUUUAUUUUGAUUGUGCCAUUCAGCAUGCAGGAUCUUAGUUUGCUGACCAGGAUCAAACCCAUGCCCCCUGCAGUGGAAGCAUGGAGUCUUAACCACUGCAUCUCCAGGGAAGUCCCUCAGUUUGUUAGUUUAUUCCUUCCUUCAUUUAUCCAUUUAUUUAAAAGUAUGUGUUGA